AUGCUUCUUAAGAGGGAGGUGGCAGCAAUGGAGGGAGCAGAUAAAGCGCAGAUUGCUCUCAAAGGCUUGGGCAACCCUUCUUCGGACACUUAUGGAGAUGUCAACACGCUCCAUAAGCUUCGAAGCGUCGGGGUGUUGGACGUCAAGGACGUCUCCUUCCGUGUAGCGAGCUUCCUCAAUUCCCCAUCCGUCCCAGAUGCUGCGAGCGUCCUAAGCUUUUGA
Ceraceosorus bombacis is the source of this 222-nucleotide messenger RNA. The record is from the annotation of a GenBank genome assembly. Lineage: Eukaryota; Fungi; Basidiomycota; Exobasidiomycetes; Ceraceosorales; Ceraceosoraceae.